Morchella sextelata is the source of this 2949-nucleotide messenger RNA. RefSeq lists its product as uncharacterized. The record is from RefSeq and is a predicted model, not a curated record. Gene Ontology annotation, molecular function: ATP-dependent chromatin remodeler activity; ATP binding; metal ion binding. Lineage: Eukaryota; Fungi; Ascomycota; Pezizomycetes; Pezizales; Morchellaceae. The coding region runs from base 1 to 2949 and encodes 982 amino acids. The transcript has 4 exons.
AUGGUUGCUCGUCGUUCUUCAACUCGGCUGGAAACUGCUGCUUCUACAAGUCAAGCUGCUGCCACAUCCAAAGCUACUACUACUAUCACUGCAGUAACACCCAAAGCCACUACUAGCACCAUCACUACAGGAACACAUAAGCGUAACCAUGUAUCUGAUUCAGAUGGGGAUUUAACCGAUGAGGCUAUAACUGUCUCCAAGCCCCCUGCAAAGCGCACAAGAAAAAGCGUUAGGAUUGAAAUUGAGGUUAACGACGAAGCUAAAGCCGCGAGCUCAUCAACAUCCACGGCCGCCAAUUCAUACGCCAAUUCUCUUGACGAGGAAGACGUAGAUACACCUCCUACUGCUCCAAGCUCUAGGAGCAGCACCAUUUCCUCUAGACCCCCGAAGGGAAAGGGGAAAGAGGUAGUAGUUUCUGUUGCCACUAGAAGAACCAGAUAUUCUGCUACUAGUCUUGAGGUUGCAGAUUCUCAAGACGAAAAUGAAGACACAGCGGAUGAUGAAGCAGCCAAGGAUAGCCUGGAAGAGAGUGAGCUCUCUGAGCCCGAAGACGAUGAAGAUGAUAGCCUAGAUGAGGAUUUCGACGAACCCGCUCCAGUUAGAGGUAAAGGCAAAAGUAAAGCCAAAGGAAAAGCAAAAGUUAAAGGUAAAGCUAAGGCCAAACCUUCAGCCAAACCAAUCCGCUCCUCUGGAAACAGAGCGGGGGGCGGGGGGAGGGCCCCAAUUGAUAUAUCUUCGGACAUCGAACCGCCAGCAGUUCUGACGGAGGUUCCAGACAUCACAGAAGAUGAAGCAAGUGACAUGACAGACUCUAGCUUCUCUGGUAGCGACCUUUCAGAAAUCGAGACAGCUGGUGAAGAUUCCGAUGAAGAAGGGACAAGCUUGUGGGUUGACCGCAGGAUUGCUUAUGACGGUGAUAUGCCUCGUUUGGAAGUUUCAACAACACACCGCCGAAUAAAUCGAGCCCCUAGAGCUCCUAGAAGAAGACCAGGAUUCCCUGGUAGAUCUAGGGAUGAAACUAUCCGCCAGCAGCUUCUACAUCGGCAUCCAGAGCUUGCGACUGUUUGGGAUGAGCUUGACCAGCGUCCCAAGAUUCCUGUUGAGAAAGCCACACAGCCUGACGGUUUAUCAUUGACUAUGUUGCCCUUCCAGUUGGAGGGUCUUAAUUGGCUUCGCGCCCAAGAACAAACUAUCUUCAGGGGCGGCAUUCUUGCUGAUGAAAUGGGCAUGGGUAAGACAAUUCAGACAAUUGGUUUACUCAUGUCCGAGCCUCGUGCAAAGCCGAACUUGGUUAUAGCCCCAACAGUUGCACUAGUUCAGUGGGAAAACGAGAUCAAGAAACACACUAAUAACGCGUUGAGCGUGAUCUCCUACCAUGGUGCGAACAGGGAGGAGGACCCCGAGGUAUUGGCCCAGGCCGAUGUGAUCAUGACUACCUAUAGUGUUCUGGAAAGCAUAUAUAGGAAGCAGACGACCGGUUUCAAGAGGAAGGAUGGAAUCUACAAACAGGAUAGCCCCAUACACAUGUUAAAAUUUAACAGGGUGAUUCUCGACGAAGCGCACAAUAUCAAGGAUCGAUCGAGCAAAUCUGCGAAGGCGGCGUUUGCGCUGCAGACAAAAUACAAGCUUUGUCUUUCUGGAACACCGCUCCAGAACCGCAUUGGGGAGCUUUUCUCUCUUCUCCGCUUUCUUGAAGCAGAUCCAUUCAGUUUCUACUAUUGCCGCAACUGCCCUUGCAAGUCGCUGAACUGGAAAUUUAAGGCUAAUCGUGGUUGCGAUGACUGUGGGCAUAGUCCAAUGCACCAUCUUUGUCUUUUCAACCACGAGUUGCUCAAGCCUAUCCAGAAUCACGGGAAUGAGGGACCUGGCAAGGCUGCUUUCGGGAAGUUGCAGAUUUUGCUGAAGCACAUCAUGCUCCGACGUACUAAGGAGGAGCGCGCUGAUGAUCUUGGGCUACCACCAAAAAUCGUGAAGGUCAGAAGGGAUUACUUCAAUGAGGAGGAACUUGAUGUUUAUGAUUCGAUAUACGGUGAUUCAAAGAGGAAGUUCAACACAUACGUUGCGCAUGGUGUCGUCUUGAACAAUUAUGCGAAUAUCUUUACUCUCAUCACUCGUAUGCGCCAACUUGCGGACCAUCCGGAUCUUGUCCUUAAGAAGGAAGCUCUUGACGGCCAGAACACUCUGGUUUGUUCUCUCUGCGACGAUGAAGCCGAGGACGCCAUCAAGAGUAAAUGUCAUCACACAUUCUGCCGAAUGUGUGUACAGGAGUAUAUUUCUGGUUUUGAUGGCGAGUCCAAUCCGGACUGCCCUAAGUGUCAUAUCACGCUGAAUAUCGACCUUACUGCACCUGCCAUUGAGGUUGACGAGGGCACAAUUGUCAAAAAGAACUCUAUCAUCAAUCGUAUCGACAUGAGCCAGUGGCAUAGUUCGACCAAGAUCGAGGCUCUCGUUGAAGAGCUUUAUAAGCUUAGAAGCCAAAAUCAUACGAUAAAAUCGAUCGUAUUCUCCCAGUUUACAUCCAUGCUACAAUUGGUAGAAUGGAGGCUGCGUAAGGCCGGUUUCCAGACUGCGAUGCUGGAAGGUAGCAUGACACCCAGUCAGCGCAAUGCAACCAUUCAGCACUUCAUGGAGAAUGUGGAAACCACAGUCUUCCUCGUUUCUCUCAAAGCUGGAGGUGUUGCGCUAAAUCUCAUUGAGGCGUCCCAGGUGUUCAUCAUGGACCCGUGGUGGAAUCCGUCGGUGGAGUGGCAGGCUGCUGACAGAAUUCAUCGUAUUGGCCAAACAAGAGCCUGCAAGGUCACUAGGCUGAUCAUCGAGGACAGUAUUGAGUCCCGUAUCCUAGACUUACAGGAGAAGAAGGCGAGGAUGAUCCAUGCCACUGUGGGCGGUGAUCAGGGCGCGAUGGAUAAGUUGACGCCUGCUGAUAUGCAGUUUUUGUUCCAAAACUAG